Molecule: messenger RNA, 1890 nt
Organism: Arabis nemorensis
Lineage: Eukaryota; Viridiplantae; Streptophyta; Magnoliopsida; Brassicales; Brassicaceae
Source: the annotation of a GenBank genome assembly
AUGUCAGUCGCUUCCAUUCGCCGUUUAGCCGCCGGAGCCGCCGUAAUUGCAGCUGCAUCCGGUGGCGCUGUUUACCUUUCGCCGUCGGUUGCCUCCAGCGACAGAGGCGGUGGUCCGAUUCUAGAUUCGUUGAGGCGUAGGAUUGGUGAUCCCACCGCUUCUUUACCUUCUCGAUCUGCUCAAGAGUCUGUACUGAUUGGAGCCACCUCUUCUAAUCCGCUCGAUGUACUCGUUAUCGGCGGUGGAGCCACCGGUUCUGGUGUCGCUCUCGACGCUGCUACACGUGGACUCCAUGUUGGUUUGGUAGAGCGAGAGGAUUUCUCUUCUGGUACCUCUUCGCGAUCAACGAAGCUUAUUCAUGGAGGGGUUCGAUACUUGGAGAAAGCUGUUUUCAAUCUUGAUUACGGACAGCUAAAGCUUGUAUUUCACGCGCUUGAGGAGCGUAAACAGCUCAUUGAGAAUGCGCCACAUCUCUGCCAUGCUCUGCCUUGUAUGACACCUUGUUUCGACUGGUUUGAAGUCAUCUACUUCUGGGUGGGAUUGAAGAUGUAUGACUUGGUCGCAGGACCACGCCUUUUGCAUCUGUCCAGAUAUUACUCUGCAAACGAAUCUGUUGAGCUCUUUCCCACUCUUGCAAGGAAAGGGAAAGACAAAAAUUUGAGGGGUACUGUUGUGUAUUAUGACGGGCAAAUGAAUGAUUCACGUCUCAAUGUGGGUUUGGCAUGUACUGCUGCAUUAGCUGGUGCUGCAGUUCUCAACCAUGCCGAAGUUGUGUCGCUUAUCACAGACGAUGCUACGAAGAGAAUAAUUGGUGCUAGGGUUCGUAACAAUCUCACAGGCAAAGAGUUUGACAGCUAUGCAAAAGUAGUUGUUAAUGCGGCUGGACCGUUCUGUGAUUCCAUCCGGAAGAUGGUUGAUGAAGAUACAAAACCGAUGAUAUGUCCUAGCAGCGGUGUACACAUUGUGCUGCCUGAUUACUAUUCUCCAGAUGGGAUGGGCUUGAUAGUCCCUAAAACUAAGGAUGGUCGUGUUGUGUUUAUGUUACCGUGGUUGGGAAGAACAGUGGCAGGUACUACAGAUUCUAACACGUCAAUCACUGCGCUUCCAGAACCUCAUGAAGAUGAGAUUCAAUUUAUACUGGAUGCAAUCAGCGACUAUCUUAACAUCAAGGUUCGACGUACUGAUGUUCUUUCGGCUUGGAGUGGCAUCCGUCCAUUGGCCAUGGAUCCCACAGCAAAGAGCACAGAGAGUAUCUCCAGAGACCAUGUUGUCUUCGAGGAAUGUCCUGGUCUGGUUACAAUCACGGGUGGAAAAUGGACAACUUAUCGAAGCAUGGCUGAAGAUGCGGUUGAUGCAGCAAUCAAAUCAGGAAAGCUGACCCCAAGCAAUGAAUGUGUAACACAGAAACUACAGCUUCUUGGUUCUCAUGGAUGGGAACCAUCUUCCUUCACAGCUCUUGCACAGCAAUACGUGCGCAUGAAGAAAACCUACGGUGGUAAAGUGGUUCCUGGAGCAAUGGACACAGCUGCUGCUAAGCAUUUGUCUCAUGCCUAUGGUUCAAUGGCUGAACGGGUCGCCACCAUAGCUCAGGAGGAGGGUUUGGGGAAACGGUUGGCACACGGACACCCGUUCCUGGAAGCAGAGGUUGCUUACUGUGCAAGGCACGAGUACUGCGAAUCAGCGGUUGAUUUCAUAGCUAGGAGAUGUAGAAUCGCAUUCUUGGACACAGACGCAGCUGCGCGGGCGUUGCAGCGUGUGGUGGAGAUUCUAGCAAGUGAACACAAGUGGGACAAGUCGAGGCAGAAGCAGGAAUUGCAAAAGGCUAAAGAGUUUCUUCAAACUUUCAAGUCUUCCAAAAACGCACAGUUUAACGAUGGCAAACACAACUAA